Molecule: messenger RNA, 336 nt
Organism: Exophiala dermatitidis NIH/UT8656
Lineage: Eukaryota; Fungi; Ascomycota; Eurotiomycetes; Chaetothyriales; Herpotrichiellaceae
Product: centromere protein S
Exons: 3
Coding region: 1-336 (111 amino acids)
Biological process (GO): resolution of meiotic recombination intermediates; replication fork processing
Cellular component (GO): Fanconi anaemia nuclear complex; FANCM-MHF complex
Molecular function (GO): protein heterodimerization activity; chromatin binding
Source: RefSeq, a predicted model, not a curated record
AUGGCAACAGAACCCGAAGCCGAGGCUUUACAAAAGAAACUCCGCUCAGCGCUCUGGUUCCAGAUCGGCAAGAUUGUCGACGAAGAAAGCAUCAACUUGGGCGUCAAUGCCACGCCGCAGUUUAUUGGCAGUUUGAUGGAGUUGGUCUGGGCUCAAAUAGGAAAUGCUGCCAUCGACUUAGAAGCAUUUGCAAAACAUGCCGGCAGAUCCAAAAUCAAGACAGACGAUGUGAUGCUACUUACCAGAAGGAAUGAAGGGCUCGAACAGAUCUUGAAGCAGGAGUUGAAGAGGCUAGAGGAGAUGCACGACAAGGAGAAGACGAACGGCAAAAAGUGA